Molecule: messenger RNA, 1713 nt
Organism: Gorilla gorilla gorilla (western lowland gorilla)
Lineage: Eukaryota; Metazoa; Chordata; Mammalia; Primates; Hominidae
Gene: TSPAN19
Product: tetraspanin 19
Exons: 10
Coding region: 210-956 (248 amino acids)
Cellular component (GO): plasma membrane
Source: RefSeq, a predicted model, not a curated record
AAAUUGAAACGAACGCAGCAUUUCAGGGACUGGAUGAGGAGCUUACGUUUUUUUACAGAGACAGGGUCUCCCUCUGUUGCCCAGGCUGGAGUGCAGUGGUACAAUUAUUGCUCACUGUAGCCUCCAACUGUUGUACUCAAGUAAUCCUCCCGCCUUGGCCUCCCAAAGCACUGGGAUUAUAGAAUCAUCAGUAUCUUGGAAGAAAAAGAAUGUUAAGAAAUAACAAAACAAUAAUUAUUAAGUACUUUCUUAAUCUCAUUAAUGGAGCUUUCUUGGUUCUUGGACUUUUAUUCAUGGGAUUUGGUGCAUGGCUCUUAUUAGAUAGAAAUAAUUUUUUAACAGCUUUUGAUGAAAAUAAUCACUUCAUAGUAUCUAUUUCUAAAAUUUUGAUUGGAAUGGGAUCUUCUACUGUUCUUUUUUGUCUAUUGGGUUAUAUAGGAAUUCACAACGAAAUCAGAUGGCUCCUAAUUGUGUAUGCAGUACUGAUAACAUGGACCUUUGCUGUUCAGGUUGUACUUUCAGCAUUCAUCAUCACAAAGAAAGAGGAGGUUAAGCAACUAUGGUAUGACAAAAUUGAUUUUGUCAUUUCUGAGUAUGGAUCUAAAGAUAAGCCUGAAGAUAUAACCAAGUGGACUAUUCUGAAUGCCUUACAGAAAACAUUACAGUGUUGUGGCCAACGUAAUUACACAGACUGGAUAAAGAAUAAGAACAAAGAAAAUUCAGGACAGGUGCCAUGUUCUUGCACAAAGUCAACUUUAAGAAAAUGGUUUUGUGAUGAGCCACUGAAUGCAACUUACCUUGAGGGUUGUGAAAAUAAAAUCAGUGCAUGGUAUAAUGUUAAUGUGUUAACCUUAAUCGGAAUUAACUUUGGACUUUUAACUUCAGAGGUUUUCCAAGUCUCAUUAACAGUUUGUUUCUUCAAACACAUCAAGAAUAUAAUCCAUGCAGAAAUGUGACCUUUGGAUUUCAAUUUGUUCAGAAGAAACCAGUUAAUUCUUAAAAAAUCACAUUAUAUUAUUUUAUUCCAAAAACGUUUUGAAUUGUAUUAAAUAACAGAUCUAUUCAAAUUAUUAAUUAUAUGUAAUAUUGAAUUACUGAAUACUGUAAUAAAACAUUCAUGAAAUUAUAUUAAUUUUGUUUUUCAAAAUAUUAAAUUCUACAGUUCAGAAGUUCACCUGAAUUUAAAGGGUACUAUCAUAUAUACCAAAUUCAAAAGUAUCACCAUAUGUUUUGAGUUUCUUUUGUAGAGAAAAUACCUAUAUGAUGUUCAGAAAAUACUAAUUAAGUAAUCAAUCAUAUCAUGUACCUUUUAUUUGCAAAUCUUAAGAAAACAAUACUGAUUUUAUAGGACAUUUAAAAGAAAAAUCUUUUAUGACACUAACAUCUGUACUAAAUCUUCAUGACACUAACAUCUGUACUAAAUCAUUUAUCUGUCUUUCCUGAUAAUGUUUGCAAGAGGAUAAUAAACUUAAAAUUAGAGGCUUGGUUAUACUUUUAUGGCAAUAACACAAUAUUAAAAUAACAGUGAAGUUUUAACUGUAGUAAAAAUAAUCCAUUCUAAAUACUGAAAUCCCAUACCUUUUACUAGCUCAUUUUUCUUCUCUUUUUCCUUAAAUUGUAUUCAGUGCAUGUGUACACAAUUCUCUGAAGAAUAUAAAAAUAACCUACCUGUCCUAUUUUGCUAACAAUGGUUCUGUGAGGAAAAUAAAUUCU